AUGGUGUACACUUCGUUGACUGAAGCUCCUCAUAACCUCAAGGAGGGUAUUGACUGGUUAAUGGCUCUUAAGGGAACUAGUGACGAGAACAACUUAAUGCAUAUGGUUGGCACAAUUCACCAUCUAUUCUCAGAUCACUCUGCUGGAAAUAAUCCGUUGCCGUCUCUCGAUAAAAUUAAGAGCAUUUCUAAGGAAUUUCUAGAGAAGCCGGAGCUGAGAGAUAAUAUGUUAGUGAGAAUAUUGCUGAGUAGAUUCUAUACUCCGGCUAGUGCCGCAAAUACAGGGUCUAGGCACUAUUGGCAUAGACAAUUUAAUGAGUAUGGACGCGUCGUAGGAGUCAAGGGGGCCGAACCUGAAUACAUCAAAGACUGCUUAAGCAAUGUUAUGGAUGGUUUUGGGAAGCUCUUGGAUGAUAUCAAAACCCCUGACCAGUACGAGUCUUCUUACAGCUCAGAAGCGACGUGGGAGGCAUCAUGCGCAAAAAAUCCUGAAGCUUGCGCUGUAGUUCUCGUGGGUAUUGCCCCAAUGUUGUACGCAGGUUUAAUAUCUUUAUGGGGUACAACCGAAUCUAAAACUGGAGAGUUCCACCGGUACGCGGGAUCAAGGAGCUUUGGGGAGGUGCUGAGAGCCUUGGGUUACGUACAGCCUCAAUGCCGCUCUGAUAUAAAUGGCUCAGAGAUAUUCAAGAAUUUUAAAGGGUUGGAUGACGAUUUACUACAUAAUACGUAUGAUCUUGCCGGAUUUGACGUUUUCUAUGGAUCGAAAACGCCAGUGCCUGAGAAAGCUGAACCUUCUGCAGAAUCUACGUUACGUGCAAAAGUUCGCAAGUUCUACAUGGGCAGCAGGGAAGUAUACGGAAUACCAGGGGUUGACGUUGACAUGGGUUUGGUGAAUGCCUGGAAUUCUAAAACAUAUCAUAAUAAGCGUCCCAAAAUCUCUACUGCUUCCGCCACAGGCAACUUCCAGUCUCCUGGUGCGCCCACAGUGGCGAACAUGGACGCUGCUAGCCCAUUUUAA
Molecule: messenger RNA, 1017 nt
Organism: Babesia bigemina
Lineage: Eukaryota; Apicomplexa; Aconoidasida; Piroplasmida; Babesiidae
Exons: 1
Coding region: 1-1017 (338 amino acids)
Source: RefSeq, a predicted model, not a curated record